Messenger RNA from Quercus lobata, 1632 nucleotides. RefSeq lists its product as uncharacterized. The record is from RefSeq and is a predicted model, not a curated record. NCBI's taxonomy places the organism in Eukaryota, Viridiplantae, Streptophyta, Magnoliopsida, Fagales, Fagaceae. The transcript has a single exon. The coding region runs from base 1 to 1632 and encodes 543 amino acids.
AUGGGUGAUGAAACACGUAAUAAUCAUGAGGAGAAUAGAAGAACUAUGUAUGAAUUGUUGCAUCCCACACAAAAUUCUGUUCCUUCAUGCAUCAUGUUUCCACUUAAUGCACCACAUGUAGAAUUGAAGCAAGGUUUAUUAGCAAAACUUCCUGACUUUAGGGGACAAGAAAAUGAAAAUCCUUAUGUCCAUGUUAGAGCUUUUGAAGAGGUAAUUAGUAAUUUCUAUGCACAAAAUGUUAUUGAGACUGCUAAGUUACGUUUCUUUCCUUUUUCUCUUAAGGAUAAGGCAAGAAGUUGGCUUUACACCUUGAAACCUAGGUCUAUAGGUAGUUGGGGGGAGAUGGCCAAAGAGUUUUUUAAGAAACAUUUUCCUCCCCACAAAGUCCAGCAAGUAAAAAGAAGGAUAGCUAGUUUUGUCCAAGGAGAAAAUGAGACCUUAUACCAAGCUUGGGAAAGGUACAAAGAUCUUUUCAAUUUCUGCCUAACUCAUGGGUAUGAAGAUUGGAGGUUGGUUAGCUAUUUUUAUGAAGGACUUACAUCUAGGGACCGACAGUUUGUUCAACUCUCAUGCGGAGGGGACUUUUUACAAAAGGAACCCAAAGAUGCAAUGGAUUAUCUUGAUGAGAUAGCUGAAAACUCUAACACAUGGACUGGACCUAGCCCUAUGGACUCCACUGACAAGACUGGAAAUAACACUACCACUUCUAGUGGAAGUGUUUUCAAGUUGAGGGAAGAUGAUAACAUGAGUGCAAAAAUCAGCAUGUUAACUAAAGAAAUUGAGGCACUCAAAAUGAAAGGAAGUAAGAGUGUUAGUGCUACCUUUAGAAAGGACCCAAUGGAGGUGUGUAAAAUCUGUCAUGAGAUAAACCAUACUACAAAUGAAUGUGCAUCACUUUCAUCAUUCUUAAAUGUGCCAGAAGAACAAGUACAUGCAUUGAAUUCAUACUGGCCAAAUAAUUCUUCAUAUUCUAACAAUUAUAACCCAAAUAUGCGAAACCAUCCGUAUUUGAAUUAUAAGAGUGACAAUGUGUUGAAUCCUCCUGCUCCAAGGAAUUUUAAUUCACCACAUGCAUCAUCAUCAUCAUCUAGACCUUCCUUGGAGGAUGCACUUAGUACUUUCAUUCAAAGGCAAAGUGAGCAAAAUCAAAAGUUUGAAUCCAUGAUCACUAGGCUAGAUGAAGAGGUAAGAGAGACCAAGAGUCAUAUAACUAGGCUUACAAAUUCAUUGUGUGGGAUAGAGAGAGGGAAGCUCCCUUCCCAAACUCAACCUAAUCCCAUCAAUCAAAAUCUAAAAAUUGGCUUUAAGGAUAAACAUGAGGAAGUAAAAGCUGUGACCAUUUUGAGGAGUGGUAAAGAGAUUGAUCAAAGUUCUCCUUUAGUAACUAAGAAAUCUAAGGAGACCAUAGUUGAAAAAGAGAAGGAUGAAAUUGAGCCACUUGGGCUUGAUGACAUUGAACAAUGCCCAAUCCCUCCACCAUUUCCCCAAGCCUUAAAAUUACCUAGGAAAUUGGACACCACAUCUGAGAUAUUAGAGCAUUUGCAUCAAGUCAAGAUAAAUUUUCCAUUAUUGCAUGUUAUCAAGCAAGUGUCUGCAUAUGCCAAGGUAAUUAAGGACCUAUGCACCAUCUAG